AUCUCACUCCUCAUUUGAUCCAGUUUACACUUCCAGCAGGUCAGUCUCUGGUCCUCCCUUCCUCGCGUUUUUCUUCCAGGCUGCGAAAAGCCAGGCUUAGGGCUCGUUUGGUUGAAGAGCGAGCGGAAUCUCCUUCAAUUCAAGACCUCAAAUCAAAUCUCGAACUUCGAUCGAUUCGAUUCGGAGAGAAAAAUGUUGGUCUGAAGGAAGACCAGCGUUUAAUGCUUCUGGCUCUUUAUCUCUCCUUCUCUCUAUGGCCGAAUCUUCGUCUUACACCAGUCUCCCCACUAGCCACUUGCUUGGCUCAGUCCCUGCUGCUGUUAGUGAAGAAAAAAAGACGACUACCUAUGAGGUCCCUGAAGCAAAUUUGCAAAUAUUUCCUCCAAAUGAUGGAAACAGAGGACGUGGAUAUCAAACUCUUGAAAGUCCAAGCGAUGGAGCUGGGCAGCAGUCGACAAACAAUUGGAAGGGAGUGUUUAAUGUCUCAUCAUAUGCCCAAUAUUUUAAUGUGGACACAGAUAUUGUAUUAAACAGAAUCUCAAGUUCCUUCUAUCCCUUUGGUGGAGAUUUUUUCAAUAAGAUUGAUGCUAACCCGGAUCUAUAUGGGUUAAUCUGGAUAUCCACUACAUUGGUAUUUGUGAUUGCAUCCCUUGGAAACUGUGCCACAUACCUUACUCACAAACAGAGUGACAGCAGUACCUCUUGGAGCUUUGAUGUCAGUUAUUUAAGUUUGGCGGCAUGGUCUGUCUAUGGUUAUACAAUUGCAGUGCCAGUGGCAUUCUAUUUCUUGCUUCAGUAUUUGGGUUCAAAUGCUAGCCUUGUGCGCUUUUGGUGCAUGUGGGGAUACUCUCUCUCUCUCUUUGUCCUCAGUUCUUUUCUUUUGGUUAUCCCUGUCGAGUUUCUCCGUUGGGUCAUCAUCAUCCUCACUGGUGUGGCAUCGGCUUGCUUUGUUGCCGCCAACCUCAGGUCUUAUAUUGAGGGGAGUGAUCUUACUUUGAUUGUGAUUGCUUCAUUUGUCUUGCAAGUGGGUUUGGCACUAUUCAUCAAGGUUGAGUUCUUCCCAUAAGCCUUAAUUCAGAGCGGCUUUUGUUCAAAUUUUGAAGUCAAUCUGUAAUUCGGGUAUCUACUUUGUUCUCAGUUGGGAGGAAUACCUUCGGGAGCUAUUUUUCUGUGUGGCUUGAAAUUACUCUGCUGGGUUGUAUUGUGAUGCAGUGAAAGUUUGGGAUGUUGAAUUGAUGGAGAGGGGAUUGGAGUACCUUUAUUAGGGUGUAUGGUGGGGUGUUUUUUUUUUUUUUUCAAUUAAUGUUUACUGGUUUUAGUGAUCGGCUGUUUGAAGCUUUUUGAGAUACCAGUAUCCGGUAUGGGGAAGACGACCAAUUUUUCUGAGACUCGCCCCUGCAAUGUUUCUUAUUUUGUAUUUGGCUUUUGAUGUGUACUGUGUAAACUCAAAUGAAAAAUUACUUGUAGAGUUAUGUAGGGUUGGGUAGUGUGUGCCCAUGAUACUUC
Messenger RNA from Malania oleifera, 1506 nucleotides. RefSeq lists its product as uncharacterized. The transcript has 6 exons. Bases 254 to 1066 code for a protein of 270 amino acids. Gene Ontology annotation, molecular function: small GTPase binding. Lineage: Eukaryota; Viridiplantae; Streptophyta; Magnoliopsida; Santalales; Ximeniaceae. Gene Ontology annotation, biological process: vesicle-mediated transport. Gene Ontology annotation, cellular component: Golgi apparatus; membrane. The record is from RefSeq and is a predicted model, not a curated record.